Cryptomeria japonica (Japanese cedar) is the source of this 1210-nucleotide messenger RNA. RefSeq names its product transcription factor bHLH118-like. Gene Ontology annotation, biological process: regulation of transcription by RNA polymerase II. Lineage: Eukaryota; Viridiplantae; Streptophyta; Pinopsida; Cupressales; Cupressaceae. The record is from RefSeq and is a predicted model, not a curated record. The transcript is spliced from 3 exons. Gene Ontology annotation, molecular function: protein dimerization activity; RNA polymerase II transcription regulatory region sequence-specific DNA binding; DNA-binding transcription factor activity, RNA polymerase II-specific. Gene Ontology annotation, cellular component: RNA polymerase II transcription regulator complex. Bases 312 to 995 code for a protein of 227 amino acids.
UCUUCAUGUAUUGCAUUAUUGAAUGCAUUUGCCUUUUUCCCCACCAGUCCUCAAAGAUCUAGUUCGAUUAGGAUCUUGUUUUCUUAUUACUUGAGAAGAUUUGGAAUCAGUGCAAGAUCAGUUUGUACAGAUUUUGCAAUCUGCAACUUGGUUAUCCUAAUAAUAUCUCAAGAGAUUCUAUCAACCCUAAUCCUCUAUCCUCUUUAAAGCCCGUCUCAGAUCCAAUCUGAGAUAUAUCCUUUCUGCAGCAAAUUUCCUUGCCAACUUGGGCUUAAAACCCAACAACCCUAAUCACUAAUAUUCGCUAUACAAUGACUUUCCUCCCAAAUAACGAAUUUGACCUGUCGGAUUUCAAUUCCAUCUCAUUUCAACCAGAGAAAGCUUACAAAAAUGCUCUGGACUUCUAUAUUCAGGAGUUUUCACAAGAUGGUUUUGGUAACCCCAGUUCAAGUAGCGUUGGGAAGAAGGCAGGCGCUCAACCCAGCAAGCAGAUUAUUCACAAAAUGAUUGAAAGGAAGCGGCGGAAGGACAUGAAUUUUCUCUACUCAGAGCUGAGGUCACUACUUCCGGAUGAAAGAAUUCGGGGAAACUGUUCAGUAUCAGACCAACUGGACGAAUCUGUUAAUUACAUCCGUCAUCUAGAGCAACAGAUCAAAGAUCUAAAGAAGGAAAGAGACAAGAAGAACACUCGUGCAGGUUGCUUUAAGGGCGUUGAAAUAUCCAAGCCGCUGGAAUUUCAUGAUGAGGGUUUCCCAUCAAUUAAAAUAAAGUCAUGCGGUUCAGCUGCAUUUCAGGUAUAUAUAAACUCGAUCCACAAUCAGAUUGCCUUGUCCGAUGUUCUUCUGGUGUUGGAAGAAUGUAGAGUUGAAGUUGUGAGUGCUGCUUUGUCAGUGGCUAAUGAAAAAGUCUUCCAUACCAUACAUGCCAAGGUAACAGACGAUAGCAUUGCUAAUAUCGACCUACUGUAUGUUAAACUUCAGCAUUUGAUCAGGUAAGCUUAAGGCAGGAUGUUAGACUGUUCAAUCGUAGAUAAUUCUAGGAUUACAAGCUUUGCCUUCUCUAUUGCUAGUACUUGACAUCUGCAGUUCUGAAAACCCUUUGGAACUGAAGAUUGUAGAAUGGGACCUUGAAUUGAAAGCUUUAAUUUGACGAAGUCUGUACUUAAAUAUUAAUGUUUUCGUUAUGGUAUGUCAAACAAGGGCAACAUAUA